UCAAGCAAUUGUCAAAAUGGCGAAUCGAACUGUAAAGGACGCGAAAUCUAUUCGCGGUACAAAUCCUCAAUAUUUAAUAGAAAAAAUCAUCAGAUCUCGCAUAUACGAUUCGAAAUAUUGGAAAGAAGAAUGUUUCGCUUUAACUGCCGAAUUAUUAGUGGACAAAGCUAUGGAAAUACGGUACGUCGGCGGUGUUCAUGGAGGAUUUAUUUACCCUACACCGUUUUUGUGUCUAGUUUUGAAAAUGUUACAAAUACAACCUGAAAAAGACAUUGUUGUAGAAUUUAUAAAGAAUGAAGAGUUCAAAUACGUCCGUGCGCUAGGAGCAUUUUAUAUGAGACUCACAGGAUCGUCUCUAGAUUGUUACAAAUAUUUGGAACCUCUUUACAACGAUAAUCGAAAAUUGAGGCGACAAAAUCGCGAAGGGCAGUUUGAAAUUGUGCACAUGGACGAGUUUAUAGACGAGCUUCUACGUGAGGAACGUUUGUGCGACGUUAUUUUACCAAGAAUCCAAAAAAGGCAUAUUCUUGAAGAGAAUAAUGAGUUGGAACCAAAAGUAUCUGCACUGGAAGAUGACUUGGAUGAUGAUAUGCCUUCAGAUGAGGAUAAUGCAGAUACCGAAGCCAAAGAAAAUAAAAGGGAUAAAGAUAGACGAGACAGAGAUAGAAAGAGGGACAGAUCACGAGACCGUGAGCGACGAGAAAAAGAUCGCAAAAGGGAACGAUCCAGAAGCAGAGAACGUGAAAGAAGAAGAGAAAGGGAGCGUGAGCGAGAGAGGGAACGGGAUAGAGAGCGAUUACGUGAGAGAGAAAAGGAAAGAAGAGAGCGCCAUGAAGUUGAUAGGCGGAGGGACAGAGGGCGCUAUUAAAAUAAGAAAUAAAUCAUUUUUAAACUGU
Molecule: messenger RNA, 896 nt
Organism: Bicyclus anynana (squinting bush brown)
Lineage: Eukaryota; Metazoa; Arthropoda; Insecta; Lepidoptera; Nymphalidae
Gene: Prp38
Product: pre-mRNA-splicing factor 38
Exons: 2
Coding region: 17-868 (283 amino acids)
Cellular component (GO): precatalytic spliceosome
Source: RefSeq, a predicted model, not a curated record